CCUCCAGACCGACGCGUCCUGCCGGCCGCUCCGCGCUCCGCGACGUCGUCCACAUCGGCAUCCUCGACCGACACGUCUUCGACGCCGUCCUCCGCGACCUCCUCGACGCACGGCUAUGUCGGUGCGGUGCCACGCAGAGGCCCACUGGCCCCGCGCCCCCGCAGCGUAGCCCUGCCCUACAGUGUGUCAUCGCAGUAGACAGUGUGUGACAGUGAGUGCGGCGCCCCGUCGAACGCAUCAGCGACGUCCAGCAUCGACGCCAAGGCCUUUCCAGGCCGGCUCCAGGCUCCAGGCCGGCUCCAGCCAAGUUCAAGGCUGAUGCCUUGGCCGAGGCCCGGUCCUCGCAGGAAGUGAGCAGCCACAGCCAUGAGCGGCAUCGUGGGGCUGCCCGCCGCCCUCACGGGGCUGGCCGGCGUCGGCAGCUUCGUGUCCAACGCGGCCUACUUCGUGCCCAUGCUGGUGGCCGCCGUCGCCUACUUCAACUACGACAACAUGGACCCCGAGUCCAGGCCCAUCAACGUGCCCACCGAGGAGCUGUGGCCGUCGUACGACUUCAUCAUAGUGGGGGCCGGCUCCGCAGGGGCGGUGCUGGCCAACCGGCUGACGGAGGUGGAGAACUGGCGAGUGCUGCUGCUGGAGGCGGGGCCCGACGAGACCGACAUCUCGGACGUGCCCGUCCUCGCCGGCUACCUGCAGCUCAGCAAGCUCGACUGGAAGUACAAGACUGAGCCGCAGGGAACCGCGUGUCUAGGCAUGAAGAACGGGCGCUGCAACUGGCCGCGCGGCAAGGUGAUCGGCGGCUCCUCCGUGCUCAACUACAUGCUGUACGUGCGCGGCAACAAGCGAGACUACGACGCGUGGGAGGCGGCGGGCAACCCGGGCUGGGGCUCGGACGAGACGCUGUACUACUUCAAGAAGAGCGAGGACAACCGCAACCCGUACCUGGCGCGCACGCCCUACCACUCGCAGGGCGGCUACCUGACGGUGCAGGAGGCGCCCUGGCACACCCCCCUGGCCGCCGCCUUCGUGCAGGCCGGCGUGGAGAUGGGCUACGAGAACCGCGACUGCAACGGCGAGUUCCAGACGGGGUUCAUGAUCGCGCAAGGCACCACGCGGCGCGGCGCGCGCUGCAGCACGGGCAAGGCGUUCCUGCGGCCGGCGCGCCUGCGCAAGGGGCUGCACGUGGCCAUGAACGCGCACGUCACGCGCGUGCUCAUCGACCCCAAGACCAAGCUGGCGUACGGCGUCGAGUUCCGGCGCGACGGCACCAUGCACCGCGUGCGCGCCACCAGGGAGGUCAUCCUCUCCGGCGGCGCCAUCAACAGCCCGCAGCUCCUCAUGCUGUCCGGCGUCGGCCCCAAGGAGCACCUGCGCUCCCUCGGCAUCCCCGUCAUCCACGACCUCAAGGUCGGCGAGAACCUCCAGGACCACGUGGGCCUCGGCGGCUUCACCUUCAUGGUCAACAAGGAGGUGUCCAUGGUGCAGAACCGCAUCGAGAACGUGCCGUCCGUGCUGCGCUACGCCAUGUUCGGCGACGGCCCGCUCACCGUGCUCGGAGGCGUGGAGGGGCUGGCGUUCGUCAACACCAAGUACGCCAACGCGUCGGACGACUGGCCCGACAUCGAGUUCCACUUCGUGUCCGGGUCCACCAACUCGGACGGCGGGCGGCAGCUGCGCAAGGCGCACGGGCUGACCGACGCGUUCUACAACACCGUCUUCGACCCCAUCAGCAACAAGGACGUGUGGUCCGUCAUCCCCGUGCUGCUCAGGCCCAAGUCGCGCGGAGUCAUCAAGCUGCGCUCCAGCAACCCGCUCGACUACCCGCUCAUCUACCCCAACUACUUCUUCGACCCGGACGACAUGAAGGUGCUCAUCGAGGGCGUCAAGGUGGGCGUGGCCAUCAGCAGGACCAAGUCGUUCCAGCGGUUCGGCAGCACCAUGCACAACAUCCAGUUCCCCGGGUGCACGGCGGUGCCCAUGUGGACGGACGCGUACUGGGAGUGCAUGAUCAGGCACUACUCCGUCACCAUCUACCACCCGGUGGGCACCUGCAAGAUGGGCCCCGCCUGGGACCAGGACGCCGUCGUGGACCCCCAGCUCCGGGUGUACGGCAUCCGGGGGCUGCGCGUCAUCGACGCCUCCGUCAUGCCCACCAUGGUGUCGGGCAACACCAACGCGCCCACCAUCAUGGUGGCCGAGAAGGGCGCCGACAUGAUCAAGGACUUCUGGCUGCGGAAGACCGGCCAGCAGCAGGGCAGCAGCGAGAACAUGCGGAUCGACAUCGGCAGGAAACGCCCUGCACGUAGGCGCCCCGGAGUCCCGGACACCAUGCGGCCGCCGUCGCUGGGCCUGGGCCUGCAGGGCCUGCACCGCGGCGUCGGCUUCCUCACGCACACGCGCAUCGCCGUCAGCUACGGCCCCGGCUUCCUGUUCAUCGUCAUUGCGCGCCUCGCCAUCAUCGCCUUCCGGCCCGACAUCGUGGACCGCGACAACCGGCCGCAGGACACGCCGGCGCACCGGCUGCGCACCAGCUACGACUUCAUCGUGGUGGGCGGCGGCACGGCGGGCUGCGUCCUGGCCAACAGGCUGACGGAAAACCCCGAGUGGACAGUGCUGCUGCUGGAGGCGGGCGGCGACGAGCAGUACCUCUCCGACGUGCCCAUCCUCAUGCCCUCCCUGCCCAACUCGCAGGUCGACUGGAAGUUCAAGACGGAGCCGCAGUCCAACGCCUGCCACGCGUUCAGGGAGUCUAGGUCGUCCUGGCCCAGGGGGAAGGUCCUGGGCGGCUGCAGCACCAUCAACGGCAUGCUGUACAUCCGCGGCAACCGGCGCGACUACGACGCCUGGCGGGACACGGGCUGCCCGGGCUGGGGCUACGACGACAUCCUGCCCUACUUCAAGAAGAGCGAGGACAUGCGCGCGCACGACCUGCGCGGCUCGCCGUACCACGGCGUGGGCGGCGAGCUGAGCGUCGAGUUCUACAAGUACUACUCGCACAUCGCCGACGACUUCCUGGAGGCCGGCAAGGAGCUGGGGAUCCGCAUCGGCGACGUCAACGGCGAGGUGCAGACGGGGUUCAUGAAGUCGCACGCCACCGUGCGCCAGGGGCUGCGCUGCUCCGCGUCCAAGGCGUUCCUCCGGCCCGCCUCCAAGCGGCCCAACCUGCACGUCAGCCUGCACUCCAUGGCGCAGCGCGUGCUCAUCGUGGAGGGCCGCGCCGUGGGGGUGGCCUUCCGCAAGCGCGGCAGCGCCAGCCUGCACGUCGCGUACGCCAGCAGGGAGGUCAUCCUGUCCGCCGGCGCCGUGCAGACGCCCCAGCUGCUCAUGGUGUCCGGCGUGGGGCCGGCCGAGCACCUGCAGGAGGUCGGCGUGCCCGUAGUGCUGGACUCGCCCGGCGUCGGCGGCAACCUCCAGGACCACGUGGCGCUGGGCGGCACGGCGUACCUGGUGGACUCGCCGCCGCACACGGGCCCCAUGGGGGAGGUCUUCAUCCUGCCCAGGGCCGCCACCCUGCAGACGCUGCUGGGCUUCAUCACGGGCACGGGCGGCCCCAUGUACGCGUGGCCGCAGGGGGAGGUCAUGGGCUUCGUCAGCACAAAGUACGCCAACCAGUCCGACGACUGGCCCGAUGUGCAGCUCUUCCUGGCGAGCGCCAGCGACGCGUCGGACGGCGGCAUCUUCAACAUGCGCAACCUGGGCGUGGAGGACGACGUGUACGCCGCCGUGUACGAGCCCAUCCUGUACCACGAGGCCUACUCCGUGGUGCCGCUGCUGCUGCGGCCGCGCUCCAGGGGCACCGUGCGCCUCCGCAGCGCCGACAUCGACGAGCACCCCGUCAUCGACCCCAACUACCUGGCCGACCCCAGGGACGUCGAGAUCCUGGUGGAGGGCGCCAAGGCGGGCUACAGGCUAAUGGACACACGGGCCUUGCGGGCACUCAACGCGCGCAUCAACCCCAACAAGUUCCCCGCCUGCGAGCACCUGCCCUUCCCCUCCGACGAGUACUGGGCCUGCCAGGCACGGCAGUACUCCAUGACCAUCUACCACCCGGUGGGCACCUGCAAGAUGGGUCCGGAGUACGACCCCCUGGCCGUCGUGGACCCCCGCCUGCGCGUCUACGGCGUGGUGGGGCUGCGCGUCGUGGACUGCUCCAUCAUGCCCACCAUCCCCAGCGGCAACACCAUGGCGCCCGUCAUCAUGGUGGCCGAGAAGGCCGCCGACAUGAUCAAGCAGGACUGGCACGCGCCGUGGACGCCGCCCGACGCGCCCCGCGAGGCCGCGGAGUACGCCGACUACUUCUACGGCUGGUAGCAAAACUAGAGCGCUCGCCGGGUGUUAAUUUAAGAGAAUAAUUUUAAGAGAUAAUUUUAUAAGGAAAUAAAGACUGAGAUUGUAUCAA
Thrips palmi is the source of this 4399-nucleotide messenger RNA. RefSeq lists its product as uncharacterized. The record is from RefSeq and is a predicted model, not a curated record. Gene Ontology annotation, molecular function: flavin adenine dinucleotide binding; oxidoreductase activity, acting on CH-OH group of donors. The coding region runs from base 367 to 4311 and encodes 1314 amino acids. NCBI's taxonomy places the organism in Eukaryota, Metazoa, Arthropoda, Insecta, Thysanoptera, Thripidae. The transcript is spliced from 16 exons.